AUGUCUUUCAGAGUAUUCACUCACCAACCUGCAACCCUUCUCCGCCUGGGUCUAGGCAUCGGCAUAGGCCUCUCCGCGGCCACUAUGCAUCCCUUGUCACCCUUCCGGGCCGCCCCAAUGCAAUGCCAGUACGCCGUGCCCCAACAAUCUUUCAAUAAAGAUCCAAACUGGGCUGUCAAUCCCGUCGAAUCUGUAGGACAAAAGCAGAUCCAUUCGCGGCGGAUUGGGCUGUUGAACGCGGAAACUAUGCGCCAGGUUAGUUUGGGCAGUGUCUUGGGGCUUGUUGCUGGUGUUGGGUUGAGGGCGUUUUCGAAGGCUUUGGUUGUAAUUUUGGGGAUGGGAGUUGUUCUGAUUGAGUUCGCUGCGUCCAAAGGGUACAACAUCCUUCCGAUCAACCGGAUUCAAAAAUAUGUUAAGAGCGUUGAUCUUCGUCGCGCUAUGAGUGAGAAACGGCCGUUCAAGAUGAGUUUCGGUGCUGUGAUGGCGAUGGCGGCCUUUGCGAACUUUUAG
This is a messenger RNA of Penicillium digitatum Pd1, 510 nucleotides long. RefSeq lists its product as uncharacterized. Gene Ontology annotation, cellular component: mitochondrial outer membrane. NCBI's taxonomy places the organism in Eukaryota, Fungi, Ascomycota, Eurotiomycetes, Eurotiales, Aspergillaceae. Gene Ontology annotation, biological process: autophagy of mitochondrion. The record is from RefSeq and is a predicted model, not a curated record.